Messenger RNA from Bombyx mori (domestic silkworm), 918 nucleotides. Its product is annotated as putative membrane protein. Bases 177 to 860 code for a protein of 227 amino acids. The transcript has 8 exons. Lineage: Eukaryota; Metazoa; Arthropoda; Insecta; Lepidoptera; Bombycidae. The record is from RefSeq and is a predicted model, not a curated record.
GGUAAGAUAAUGUUUUCAAUAUAAGUUUUCUUUUCGGAAUCAUUGUAUUCACUUUUUGAAUUAUUACACUUCUAACAAUUUUCCUUUUACCAUUUGCCCACGAAUUGGUGUGAGCAAACACUUGAUCUAAGUUGAAGUUUGAUUUGACUAACAGUUUACGCUAAACCGAGCUUACAAUGAAGGCUUUCAUCUUUGCCCUUGCUGUUGCCUGCGUUGCGGCUGUACCAUACGGCGAUGUCGAUCUGGCCGAAUCCCAGCGCAUUGUUGAUGGCAUAAUCGAAAACUGGAUCUCAAGAGCCCAGUUACGUUUGUCUCCAUUUGAUCCUAUCGUGAACAAUGAGUACGCGGGCGGCUGGCAUCUUCCGGGAGGAGAAAACAUCCUGAAAGUUCGUGGCUCCGUAGAAGGUGUCAACGCCGCCGGCUUCAGCACCUUCGAAUUGGAUAGCAUCUCCUACAACUUAUUCACUGGUCAACUUCACUUGUCCUUGAGCUUGAAUUCUGUUGCGGCCUCAAUAGACGCUGCUGAAGGAGAAGUCCAAAUUUUCGACCGUAAACUGACCGCAGACGCUUCUGGAGGAAUCGCCGUGUCCAACGUGCGCGUUCGCGCUGGUGCUAUUGUCGCUGUCGGUGUUGACGGAUACACCGUCAGGAACGUCGAACUUGAGCUGUCUAUUGGAGAAAUCAACUCUGAAAUCCAAUUGAACCUGUUCGGGCGUGAGGUCGGAGGACGCAUCAGCGACUUCUUGAACAAGCUCCCCUACAACUUAGAAAAAUACCAAUCCCAGGUCAGCCGGGUUUUGGAGUACGUCUCCGAAUACAUCAUCAACAGACUUCUGUCCAGACCUUCUGAUGCGCAAUAAUACCUGUUUUAUUUAUAAACAUAGCUUACAAUUCGAAAAUAAAAUGUUCUCUUAUUAA